Molecule: messenger RNA, 1517 nt
Organism: Linum tenue
Lineage: Eukaryota; Viridiplantae; Streptophyta; Magnoliopsida; Malpighiales; Linaceae
Source: the annotation of a GenBank genome assembly
AACGAAUAUAGAAAGCGUUUAAACAAAAUUUACAAGCUCGGAAUUAAAAUCAGUCCAUCGUCUACAUCGCUCGCCCAAUACUUCUCCUCCUCCUGGAAUUCUCCCCCUUUGAUCGCUUCGCCACAAGGCAACGAAUUUCAUACUUCCCCUAUUCCCAUUAUAUACCUUCCUCUCUGCCUCUCUCCUCUCUCUGUCUCUCCCUCCCCGUCGGAAUAGCAGACGGCUGUGAAAAUGGCGGAUACCCACAAUCACGACGACUUAGACCAGCUGCUCGAUAGUGCUCUCGAUGAUUUCCAGAGUCUCAAUUUUGCGGCUCCAGCCUCACAGCAGCGAAGCGCUGGCGGCGAUGAAGAGAGGAUGAAGGUUGAGGGGUUUGGUGAUUUGCCAGCUGGGAUUCAGGGUUUGGGGAUGGGAUUGCCCGGCUUGAAGAAGAGCAAGAAGAAAGGGAAGCAAAUGGCGGCUGCGACAGCAGGAGAUUCUUCUACUGGUCAUGUGGCGGAGGCGCUUGAUAAGCUUAGGGAGCAGACGAAGGAGGCUGUGAAAGGAAUGGAGUCUGUGACUAGUGAUUCAAAGGGUGAUGACAAGGAUGUUGCAAUGGAGGCUUGGGUUAAGCAGUUCGAGGAGCUCGCCUCAACCCAGGACAUGGAAUCUCUGGUGGAGUCCAUGAUGCAGCAGCUGCUGUCAAAGGAGAUUCUUCAUGAACCCAUGAAGGAAAUCGAAGGGAGAUAUCCAAUAUGGUUGAAGGAUCAUGAAUCUAGUUUGAGCAAGACAGAAUACGAACGUUAUUCCCAACAGUACGAACUCAUAAAAGUUCUGAACCAGGUUUACGAGAACGACCCCAACAACUACACCAAGAUUACCGAUCUCAUGCAAAAGAUGCAAGAGUGUGGGCAGCCACCUGAUGAAAUCGUCCGGGAACUCGCUCCUGAUCUUGAUUUGGCUAGCCUCGGUCAGAUAACACCAGAGAUGAUCGAGUCCCAGCAAAACUGUAGCAUAAUGUGAAGGAAGACAGACAGAGAUACCUUUGCUUAUUGAAAGAAAGCCUAUGAUCAAAUCAUCUUCACUUCAUGUUCUACUCUUUAUUCCUGUAGCUACUUUUGAGUGAAACAUUCAUCUACAUGAAGAAGGUAGUCUGGUCUGGCAUUCCACCAUAUAUUACGAAAACACACGAAGGAACAUGGUUGAUUGUCGGUUGUCAGUUAUCACAAACGCAAUCUCCAGUCCUCUGUAUGACUGUAUCAACAAUCACAAGAAAGCCAUGUAAAGCAAGAAAACCACAAAAACUCUGUAUAACACAAACUUCUCUUAUGUAUGUUCCUCUAGAUACUGGAUUACUGGUCUUUGGACUUCGAACGAAUGAAAGAAUGAAUGAAUCGCGCGUUACAGAUAAACAGGAAGGAAGGAAGAAUGAAUCACAACUGAUUCUAAGCAAGUAAAGCAUCAGCUGGAAGCCAGUGCCUGCCAUUAACAAAGCUCUUGGCUAGAAACUUGUGUGCAGAAUCAUAAUCUAGCUCUCU